Naegleria gruberi is the source of this 927-nucleotide messenger RNA. RefSeq lists its product as uncharacterized. The coding region runs from base 1 to 927 and encodes 308 amino acids. The transcript has a single exon. The record is from RefSeq and is a predicted model, not a curated record. Lineage: Eukaryota; Heterolobosea; Eutetramitea; Acrasida; Naegleriidae.
AUGGAACAUAUCAUACAACAAAUACAAGAGCUGGAAAGCCUAAAUAAAAGAGAAGAGGAAAAGAUAGAACAAGAAAGAUGUAAUCAUCAUGAAUCCUCAAGAGCUAAAGAGAGAGUAUUGAUAGAGAUGGACGAAUUGGAGAAAAGGAAUCAAGCCUUGUGUGAAUCAAUCUUCCAAUUUGAUGUAAAUUUGGAUGGAACAAGACAACAAAAUAAUGAUGUCAAACUCUUAUUGAAGGAAUCAAAGCUGGUAAGUAAUUCUGUAUUUGUAGAUAACUCGGAAAAGAGACUCAGACAUAUGCAAAAUCAACUAGAGCAAAGAAAAGGAGAAGUAGAGGGUAUUAGAGGAGAAGUGGCAACAAAAAUUUAUGAAAUCAAUAUUAGGUUUGCAGCAAAGAUCAAGGAGAAUUCUUUGGGAAAUGUCAUCAAGCAAGUAGAAACUUUAAAGAAGAAGUUCACAGAAUUGAAAAGAAGGGAAGAAUUGAAAAAGAAAUUUGAACCAAUUGAGGAAUUAGAAAGGUUAUCCAGCUCUAUCUCUUGCAUGGAAAAAGAAGAGGCAGACUUUGAUGUUGUGCUUUCUUCCAAGGCUGACCUGAUUGAGCAAAAAAAGAUGGAAUUAGAUCUGCUAUCAGGAGAGUUAAGACAAUGUGCAGAAAAAGUGGCUGCUCGCACUGAGCAAGAUAUGAAUAUUGACUAUUCCUUGUUGGUAGAAGCAAACUUUUCAGAUCAAGUAUCACAAAAUGUGGUCUCAUCCUUCUUGGAGGAAAAAUCCAAAUUGUUGGUAAUACGAGAGAGACUGGCAGAGGAGGAUGGAAUGGCAAGCGCUUUGGAGGUAAAGUUCGAAAAAACUGCUGAAAAGACUCAAGAGUUGAGUAAGACACUCUCUGGUUUGAAUUGUUCAAAAUGCUCCAUUUCUAUGACUAUUUAG